AUGGCUGCAGGUGUGAUCCGGCCUCUCUGUGACUUUCGGCUGUCUCUGCCGUCCCACGGACCCUUCCUGCCCUCAGACCCGGAGCCCCCAGACACUUCUGAGGAGGAGGAAGAAGGGGAGGAAGAGGAGGAGGAUGGGGAGGAGGAACUGGAGGUCGAGGGGCCAGAGGGCCACGGCCCAGCCUCCCGGAGCUCAGGCUGGGCCCCAGAAGUGGGCCCUCUGGAUCCAAGCUGCCCGGAGACACCACUGCAGCUGCUUCGGUUCUCUGAGCUCAUCAGCGGCGACAUCCAGCGGUACUUUGGCCGCAAGGACAGAGGGCAGGACGCAGACGCCUGUGACAUCUACACUGACAGCCACCUGGCUGGCAGCUCGGCCAGAGAGCUCCCCUGCGCUGACCUGGUGUACCCAGCCCAGGGUGCUUCCCUAGAAGAUGACGAAGCCACCGAGCCUGGGGUCUGCUCACCCAGGGGCCCCGAGGGGCAGCCACAUGGGCCAGGGAUCGGUGGGGAUGGGGCGCAGCCACUGGGGCCCCUGGCUGAGCUUUUCGAUUACGGGCUGCGACAGUACUCAGGACCCAGGGCACCUGCCAGCCACCGCCUGAGGCUGGAGCGCAAGUAUGGCCACAUCACCCCCAUGACCCAGAGGAAGCUCCCUCCAUCCUUCUGGAAGGAGCCGGCGCCCAGCCCCCUGGGCCUGCUGCACCCUGGCAUGCCUGACUUCAGUGACCUGCUGGCCAGCUGGUCAGCUGAGGCUGGCCCCGAGCUGCUGGGUGGCGGGGCCCAGGCCCUGGAGGGGGUGCAGCUGGCUGAGGCCUAG
Molecule: messenger RNA, 816 nt
Organism: Camelus dromedarius (Arabian camel)
Lineage: Eukaryota; Metazoa; Chordata; Mammalia; Artiodactyla; Camelidae
Gene: PERCC1
Product: proline and glutamate rich with coiled coil 1
Exons: 1
Coding region: 1-816 (271 amino acids)
Source: RefSeq, a predicted model, not a curated record